UAGAAAAAAGGUGCAAGAAAAAAAUAUUAUACGUUUACGUAAAUAAACAACAUACACUAUGUAAUCGCAAUUAGUUGUACGAUUUUCAGUUGGCCUGUUGGACGGAUAACACCGCGUAUCUCGGAUUAGCAGGAACUCAGAUUUGUGCUGCUACGGUGUAAUUUCGCAUGUAACAAUUUCGUUGCGUAAGGCCCAAUACCGGUGAUAGUUAUCCGAGAUUCAUUCAAAGUCAUUGUUUAAAGUGCGUUCAUUGAUUGCUUUGCGUGUUUUUAAAUAUCACUGUUUAAGAUGGCUUCAUUGGUCAGCACCAUUAAAGCCCACUUCAACUAUGUGAUUUACGACUUGGCAGACCCCCGCACCUCAAAUUGGUUCCUGGUGGAUGGAGUUCUUCCUGUAACAUCGCUAGCCACCAUUUAUUUGUUGUUUGUGUUGAAAUUAGGGCCUCUUUACAUGCAAAACAGGAAACCGUUCCAAAUUAAGAACACCCUGAUAGUCUACAACUUCAUUCAGGUUUUGCUCAGCACCUACAUAUUCUAUGAGUCUUUGGAUGCAGCCUGGCUGAGGGGUUACAGUCUUAAGUGCGAACCAGUGGAUAGAACUACAAGUCCAUCAGCAAUGAGGGUAGCACGAGGAGUCUACGUGUUUUACCUGGCUAAAGUGUCCGAGCUCCUGGACACGGUGUUCUUCGUGCUGAGGAAGAAGUCCAGCCAGGUGACGUUCCUGCAUCUGUACCACCACACGUUCAUGCUGUACGUGGGCUGGAUCGGGGCCAGGUUCGUGCCCGGGGGUCAUCUUAUAUUCAUGGGUCUCAUCAAUUCGUUCGUGCACAUCAUCAUGUACACGUACUACAUGUUGGCAGCCAUGGGGCCGGAGUACCAGAAGUACCUGUGGUGGAAGAAGCACAUCACACUCAUACAGAUGAUUCAGUUCUUGAUGAUCUUCGUCCACAGUUCACAACUGAUCUGGACCAACUGUGGGUAUCCAAGGGGGUUGGCCAUUAUUGCUUUGCCCAACGCAGUAUUGUUUUAUAAUAUGUUCUCGAAUUUUUAUAAAAAAGCUUAUUUACCAAAGGAAAGCUCCAACAACAAUGUGUCUAAGAAGGUUUCGUGAAUUUUAUAUUGUUUGUUUAUUAGUUUAAAUUAUUUUUUUAUUAAAAUGUUAGAAAAUUUAAA
Aethina tumida (small hive beetle) is the source of this 1172-nucleotide messenger RNA. Its product is annotated as elongation of very long chain fatty acids protein-like. Gene Ontology annotation, cellular component: endoplasmic reticulum membrane. The coding region runs from base 289 to 1110 and encodes 273 amino acids. Lineage: Eukaryota; Metazoa; Arthropoda; Insecta; Coleoptera; Nitidulidae. The transcript is spliced from 5 exons. The record is from RefSeq and is a predicted model, not a curated record. Gene Ontology annotation, biological process: fatty acid elongation, saturated fatty acid; fatty acid elongation, polyunsaturated fatty acid; very long-chain fatty acid biosynthetic process. Gene Ontology annotation, molecular function: fatty acid elongase activity.